This is a messenger RNA of Rhopilema esculentum, 4990 nucleotides long. The record is from RefSeq and is a predicted model, not a curated record. Lineage: Eukaryota; Metazoa; Cnidaria; Scyphozoa; Rhizostomeae; Rhizostomatidae.
CUGCGCUACGCAGCAAAGAAAUUUGGGGAUUUUGAAAGAGAGGUCAGCCAAAAUUUGCCUCGAACAACCACCACUGGAGAGAAGUUGAUUGGUUAAUUAAAUAACCCAAGAGCAGCUGUUGGGAUGGGGCUUUUAUCAGACCCAGAAAUGAGAAAGAAACUAAGACAAUUUUUAGAUCGAUGGCGAACUCCUUUAAGCAUUUUAGGAUAUGUUGGUGGUCUAUUAUGGCUUGUUUUCCUUGCAAGUGACGAUUUUAAUGCCAGGACCUAUAUAUCAGAGAAUGCCCUUUUGCCAGCAUUAGUUGAAACAAAAUAUUCUGAAGAGCACACUGCCCAUAGACAUUAUGAUCAACUGAGUGAAAUAUGCAAAAUCAACUUUAGUUUGGAAGGGGAGUUUAUUGAGCGUCAAAUGGUUUCAGCAGGGCUUGAAGUAUUUCAUCAGAAUGUGAGUUGUCUAAAUGGACAAGGAAUAAGAAAGAAUAUCUAUGGAAUAUUAAGAUCGACAAGAUCAAGCGGUGUUGAGUCUCUCGUACUGAACGUGCCAAACAGACCGAAUUGUAGAUCAAACGGUGCAUUGGCAUUGUUGUUUUCACUGAUCGAUCACUUCAAGGUCCAGAAUUACUGGGCAAAGGACAUCAUCUUUCUGGUGAGCGGAGGAGAUUUGUGUGGGGUGCCAGCCUGGCUUGCUUCUUAUCAUGGAGAAACACAGAAACCAGGAAUUCAGGCCUCAGACCUCAAAGGUCAUGCUGGAAAGAUCCAGGCAGCAAUUGUCGUUGACUUUCCAAAUGCAGCCAUUAAUGGCUUUGACGUUCUCUAUGAAGGAUCAAAUGGUCUCGAGCCAAAUCUUGACCUUAUAAGUAUGACUUUUGCCGUGUCAAGAUCGGAAGAAAUUCCAAUCAAAUUACAUAACCAGGACACGUACGAUAAUAGAUAUGCUCACAAGAGUGAAGAGUUUCAAAGCUGCCUCGGAACUCUAGCAAGAUGCAUUUUGAGACUUGCAUCUGGAUAUCCCACUGGUGAACAUGGCUACUAUGUUAAGUAUCGUAUAGAGGCUGUCACUUUAAGAAAUUCUGCAGUGGAAAAAUAUGGAAAAGAAGCAAGUUUCAAUGAAAUGGGAAGGACAGUUGAAGGGAUUUUUCGAAGCCUGAAUAACCUUCAAGAGCACAUGCACCAAUCUUUUUUCAUGUACCUUUUGCCAGCCGGUAAUAGGUACAUUUCUAUUGCACUGUAUAUGCCUGUACUUGGAUGCAUCCUCAUUGGUCCACUGCUACAUGCUGUUAAACUAUGGAUGGAAGUAACAAAACCAGAUACUGUUUCCAGCAAAGGGGCCCCUGAGAUUCUGGUGUCUGCUACCGUAUUCUUGGCAUCUUCGAUAGGUCUAAGUUACGGCUACCGCUAUUUGCUGUCAUCUAUAGUAUUUCAAGACAAGGCUGGCCUCAACAUCGAAAAAGAAGCAAUACUCAAUAUCGUUUUGGCUCCUAUUGCUUUGAUUUUCAGUAUGGGGAUCCUUUCCAAGACGAGAAAUGAACAAGAAUGGAAAGCUCGCAAACUCAUCACUACGUUCCUUCUCAUCCUUGUUAUUGGUAUGACGUCAUUGUUGAACUUUUCGUUAGCUUUGGUUGUUGCGAUUCCAUUGGUUCCAGCUGUUUUGUUUCUGGACAUGAAACCUUCCCGAUUGGCUGGAUCUCUUAACUAUGUUUUGAUGUUUCUAUCAACGCCAUAUGCUGUUAUUAUGCUGCUGUCAGCCCUUUAUUUAAAGGUGACUAGAAUGUCGCUGGAAUGGAAGGAGUUGUUUGAAAAAAGCCUACAAAACAGCCAUUUUCUUAUUAAGUAUGCAUUCAGUAACAGCCAUUUGGACGUUUGGACACUGGACAUACUUUUCUUUGCUGUCAUUCCAAUUUGGAUCAUGUCUGUUUCUCUCGUUUUUCAUACUCGGGUUGCCUCACGAUGACGAUACCGCAGUGUGAUAAACCAUGCCCUUUUUCUGAAAGAAAAUGGGGAAUUACCUAGCAAAAUAAGAGCCGUUUAAAGGGCAAGCUCAAUCAGAGGCUUCAAGUUUUGACAGACCACGAGGCUGUGUUAUGUCAUGUGAUCACGCUUCAGGUUGGUCCAAUCAAAUCAUCAGAAACUUUAAGCAAAAUCAUACAUAGUUAUCCGUUUAAAAUUCCACUUAACAAUGUGCAAGAAGGAAUCAACUUUCAGUAAGGUUCAAUCCAAGGGUUCCAUUUUAAAGCAAUUAUCUUUAAUCGCAUGUUGUUCUUAGUUUGCUGUGAAAAGUAUGUUUCUUUACAAAUGUAAACGUGUCCCUUUCCUUUCACUGGUUUUAUCGUAUGAUCUGUACUUUUUAGCUACUAGUAUCCAGUAUACCAAGUACGGGAAUAUGUUAGUAAUGACCGCAGUAUCUACAAAAUUCAUUGAAGCUAAGGUGUUUAUUGCCUGUUACCCUCAAAAUACGGACCUUUUUACCGGAAAAGUGCCUUUAGGAUGCAAUAAGCGAAUCAUGGCAGGGCAGCAUUAUCGAGAUGACGUAAAUCAGGAGUUCCAAAUUUUAGAGCAUCCAUACACUAACUGCCGUCUUUUGGCGAGUAACAUUCUCACUCUACAAGAAAAUGUUGCUAUAAGUAGAGAAAUGGUACUUUGUGCUUUGCAACGCUUUCGCUCAUGCAUAUCUUUUUAAGAGAUGAUAGCACAUACUUUUAUCAGCGCUAGUUUAUCAUGCAUGAUAGAUUUGUAUACAUUUCACAAUACCGUUUUCAAGUUAUUUUUAGAGAAGAUUUUUUAGCUCCAGGAUUUGGAUUGAGGAACCAAACUGUGACGAUAUCAAGAUAAGGGUUUUGUGAUAUUAUUUUUGGUUUUCGAAUUUAUAAUCGCCAUAAAACAAUAUAUGCAAAAGUAGUAUGGAGUUUUGUUUUAACAAGUUGAAUGUCAAUUAACAGAAUUAAAAUCAAGGGAUUAAGAACACAUCCUUGUUUCAAUUCUUUAUUACUCCAGUUAGGGUUGGUAUGUUUUUCGCUAAGUUUGAAGCAUAAUAUGUACAGGAAUGAUGUGUUCAUGGAUUUAUUAAUAUUUUGAACUUGAAUUUUUUUUUAUCUUAUAAGAGGAUAGUUUAGCCAUGCCAAUUUUCUCCUUACGCUUUUGCUGCACGAUUCAUUUUCUCUGUGUUUAUUCCACGCUCUUUCCAACACCUGCUCUUCCAUUAGCAAUUGGUCUUUAAUGCCCUAAAUCUUGAAAGUAAGACCCGGCUUACUUUCAUCGGCAUUUGAGACUUUAUCAUUGAUCCCACCAGUCCCUAGAGAUUUUUCAUCCUAAAGCAAUUUAUGGCUUUAUAUAGCUCAUUAUUUUGAUGGAAAAUUGUAUAACUUUAGAGUGGUUAUCUGUUAAAGUACCUGCCUUGAAUAUUUUACUUUUAAUCAUCGGCCUGUUUGUGAGUUGUAUACCUUUGGAUUACCCCCAUAUAUCUGUUUCCAAAACUUCUUUGGAUUUUCAUCUUUCGCGCCGUGUAAUCGAUUUUGAAGCUAAAUAAAUACUAAAUUACGAAUGUCGCAUCUUAUGCAUGGCUUAUCUGGUUUUCUACCAGCAAGGGAACAUGUGAUAAUUUGAAUUGUUGUUCGUUUCUUUACCAAAUGAACUAGAACUCAUUUAGAACCGAAUUCAUCACAUAGAUGGAUUAGGUACUGUAUUUAACCUUAUACUUGAUGCAUUUAAAUCGUACUUUAUUAAAUGGCCCGUAAGACAAGAUGUCAGGGGGUAAGUAUUUUUGUAACUCAAAAUGCCAAAAGAUUCUGAUCAAAAUCUUCUGUGACCCAAUAAUGAAUGGAUGAACACACCAUGAACAGUCAAGGACAAGACCGGUGUUGAAUAUGCAGUUUCAUUUAAGAUUCUAGAAUUUUCGUUUCUGUGAAAAUAACAGCGAAAGCCUGUAAAAGCUGAUUUUGAACGAAUUCUUGCGUAGAUUUGAGAUUUUGCUAGAUAAACUUGGGCCGUUGCGAGAGAUAAGGCUUUUUCCAGCUUUUCGUCUCAGCAAAAUCAAAUUUGAAUUGCUUGGAAAGAUAAAAAAGCGUUCUUUCCAAUACAUUUGCUCUUUUUAAUAUCUCUAAGCACCAAAAUACCGGUAUUUUUAUAGCCGGUAAUAAAGGAUUAUUUGCAUAAGAAGCUCUUCAAGUUUAAUAACUUCUGUCAGGCAGAGUAUCUACCCAGCUGAUGAUGGGAACACUGUCUACAAAAGCAGUGAGCGCUGUUAUUUGUUUUUGAAGAUCUACGUCGCGAGCUGUUUAGGCCGCAAAAAAAUUUAAGAGUAGCAAAUCGAUAAAAGCAAUAUAAUUUUACCUUUUAGAUCAACAUGCAGUUUCAAUUCGUCUUGGUAUCCCAUCAUAUUUCAGGUUUGACCCAAGCCUUCAGGAAGAGGGUGGGACUAAAAGAGUGCAUGCUUCAUCUAUGUCCUUAAGAAUGAAGAGGUUUUUUGUUAGUGCUUAUAAGCUCAUUUGGCUUCUUAAGUGACUUCUCUCCAUUACCUCUCGUUGACAACCAUCUGCGUCCUUUGUCGCAAACUCAUAUUUUUCUUUGGGGAGCUUUCUAUGGGAGAAAGGAAUUUUAUAUUUCGAGUGCUAAGGUGUGGCCACCUUGAAGAUAUCCAUACUCAGAGUGAAAGAAUAAUUAACGGUGUCCAUUUUCGUAAUUUGGCUUUGGUGAAACUAAUUAUUUCGAUUACUUUGGUACGAAAGAUUAUAAUUGUUAAAUUUUCAAAGAAGUUUUAAUGGAUGUAGUCAAAGAUAUGGCCACAGGUUGUUUUUUCUGAUGAUUUUCGUGUGCAUUUUGAAAGUUGAUAGGAAACAUCCCUCGACACUUUAAAAAUAGGCAAAAAUCAUUGGUCUAAAAAAUCUCAUCUUCAGCCGCAAGAGAAUGUUCCGAGGGGAGAAAGAAGGCUGUAGCUCUUGAAAGAUAACUUAGAAAGAAAACUUAAUUUUAUAAGCCCCCCCCUCAUAUAAGCCCCC